AACAUCCCACAUAUAAAAGACAUCAAGCGUCCAUCGCCUGUUGGGAAGCGACCACCUCUUCCCCCCCGCGAACCCCGUACUUCGCCCGACCCCACUCUACAGGCGGAUCGUGUUCCUACGCGUCCGUUACGGAUCCCGAACGUCAUACUCAAACCAAGUCCCCAUUUUUCUUGUGGCGAUCAUCCUCUAGAUCUCCCUCCAUCAUGCAGACCAAGCACUUCUUCUCCGACCCAACCCAUCUGGUCCAGACGGCUCUACACUCGCUCACUCUGACGAACCCUUCUCUUGCGUACGACCCCGACAACAAGAUCAUUUUCCGUCGCCCCGAUGCCGCCUCGAAGUCCAAGGUCGCCAUUGUGUCCGGCGGAGGCUCCGGCCAUGAGCCUGCCUUCGCGGGCCUGGUUGGCAAGGGUUUUCUAGAUGCUUCGGCCGCCGGCACUAUCUUCGCGUCCCCCUCUGCGGAGCAGAUUCGCAAGGCCGUGAUGGACUGUAUUGAUCACGAGAAGGGCGUCCUCAUCAUCCCCAUGAACUACACCGGUGACGUACUCAACUUCGGCAUGGCCACAGAGAAGGCCCGUGCUGCCGGUAUCAAGACCGAGUUCUUCGCGAUUAACGAUGAUGUCGGUGUUGGCAAAAGGAAGGGCGGCAAGGUUGGUCGUCGUGGUAUUGGUGGUGGAAUUCUCAUCUUGAAGAUUGUCAGCGCGCUGGCCGAAGCUGGUGGAUCCCUCGAAGAUGUCUACCGCACUGCUCAGUUGGCGAACAAGAACAUCGUGUCGCUUGGAUCGUCUCUGGAGCACGUUCACAUCCCCGGCAGACCUGCGCAAACGGAUACGAUCCCGCAUGGCGAAGUCGAGGUCGGAAUGGGCAUUCACAACGAGCCCGGCUCCCACCGGGUCAAGUUCACCCUGGUUGAUCUGGUAUCGACCAUGCUCCUUCAGCUCCUGGAUCACAACGAUCCCGACCGCGCGUGGAUUACCCGCAAGCCCGAGGACGACUUCGUGCUGUUGAUCAACAACUUGGGUGGUGUCAGCAGCUUGGAGCUAUCCGGUAUCACCGACGAGGUGUACCGCCAGCUUGAGAGGGACUACAACGUCAAGCCCGUGCGUGUUAUUCAGGGAACCUUUUUAACCAGCUUGAACGGCCUGGGAUUCAGCAUCUCCCUGCUAAAGCUCGUGGACAGUGGCCUGGGCUCCGGGAAGUCCUUCCUGGAACUUCUUGACGCCCCCGCCGAGGCCGUGGGCUGGUCUGCCCCGAUCCGCACUGAAACCUGGAACAAGCACAGGUCCGAGGCUCCCGUGGAGCUGAAGAGGACCAAGCUGCCUGAGGACAACCCCAGCAACGUGAAGUUGGAUGCUGGCAUCCUCAAGAAAGUUCUGAGCACCGCACUCAAGCGCGUCAUCGCGGCUGAGCCCGAAGUCACACACUACGACACGAUCGUCGGCGACGGCGACUGCGGCGUGGGCCUGAAGCGUGGCGCCGAGGCGGUCCUGAAGCUCCUCGAAGACCCAGCCUCCAAGAUCACGGACGACGCCGUGAACGCCGUGAACCGGAUCGUCAACGUCGUCGAGAACACCAUGGACGGCACUUCUGGCGCCAUCUACGCCAUCUUCUUGAACGCUCUGGCCCACGGUCUCCGUGGCCAAGACAAAGGCACGACCACGCCCGCCACCGCCGAGGUAUGGGCUUCCGCGCUGUCGUACUCCCUCUCCGCCCUCUCCAAAUACACCCCCGCCCAACCAGGCGACCGCACAAUGCUCGACGCCCUGGUGCCCUUCUGCACUCAACUCCAGCGCGCCAAGGACGUGCACGUCGCCGCCAAAGCCGCCCAGGAAGGCACCGAGGCCACCAAGGGCAUGAAAGCCAGUCUGGGCCGCAGCGUCUACGUCGGCGGCGAGGAGCAAUGGGUUGGCAAGAUCCCCGAUCCGGGCGCCUACGGACUCAGCGUGCUCUUGAACGGUCUGGCUGAGGCUCUCUAAGGGAGGGGAGUUGGUUGUAAGUGUGAGGGGUAUUUCCUUCGCGGGUACAUAUCUUAUAUUGCAUCAGAUCAUGAUGAGGGGGAGGAGGAAGAUGAUAUUCU
Messenger RNA from Aspergillus heteromorphus CBS 117.55, 2077 nucleotides. RefSeq names its product putative dihydroxyacetone kinase (DakA). NCBI's taxonomy places the organism in Eukaryota, Fungi, Ascomycota, Eurotiomycetes, Eurotiales, Aspergillaceae. The transcript has 4 exons. Gene Ontology annotation, cellular component: cytosol. Gene Ontology annotation, biological process: glycerol catabolic process. The coding region runs from base 204 to 1976 and encodes 590 amino acids. The record is from RefSeq and is a predicted model, not a curated record. Gene Ontology annotation, molecular function: glycerone kinase activity; ATP binding.